AUGGACUCGGCUGCAGCACCAGGCUUCAAAAGGAGGUCUUCCCCCUCCUCCUCCCCGGCUGACGUCGGAGAGACCGCAAGGAGCCCUCCUCCCUGUUCACCCUUCUCGUCUCCGUCACCUCCUUCGUCCGAGCCAUCUUCACCGUCGUCUUCGUCCUCCUCGCUUUGCGCCAAUCCCUCCGUGUAUAAAAACAAUGUAAAAAGUCGGAACGAGGUGGCCAGGGUUUCUUCUACUUCCACGCAGCCUCUCGCCACGUCUACAUCCAUUAACGCUUCAGGGGAGCGCUACCCUCACGCGGCCAUGCAGGCGAGCGUUAGUUGGGAAGAAGACGACGGCAAAGGGGAUAUGUACGAUCCCUACAGUCCAACUGAUGGAGAGAAAGGGAGAACGCUGGAGGGGGAGGAGGGGGAAGGGGAGAAAUAUGACCCCUUUGAUCCCACCGGCUCACCACAAUCCGAUAUGGACGAUGGACUCGACAAAAUGGAGAUCCUGGAGAAAAGUGUAGAAAUAAACGAUGACGAAAAAGACGAAGAGCCUCCAGACUCUACAGAGACUCUGACUGAUCCACUGAGCCCCAGUCUGAGCUGCCAUAAGCCUCUGAGGAGGAGAGUGGAGCGGGGGAGCGGCAAAGCCCGGGGGCUGAGGGAAGGCGGUGACUCUGAUAAUUCUGAGAUAGAGGAGGGGGAAAUAGUGGGAGCUGCUGACAGAGACGGAGCUAAAAAGAGACCUCCAGAGGAACCCCUUCCACCUGAUUCCCCACCUAUUUCCUUCUUUAGUUCCAAACCAGAGCGCAUUCUGCGGGUGCUGGAUGGUGACGGCUUUGUUUCCGUGUGCACGGAGGGAAACUGGGAAGACGACAGGGAGCUCGAGGAUGAGCCGGAAGUUGGAGUGGAGGAUUUGAGAAGGAAGCUGGUCAGUAGGAGAAAGGAAAGAUACCUUUCCUUUCCUGCCUCUUCGCCUCUUUCUUCUCAGCCACCGCUAGCUCCUUCCCUUCCUCAAGCUUCCACGUCUGCCUCCCCCGUCACCCCCCCUGUAGAGCAAACGAGUAAGAAUCACAAAUCCUCCAAAAGUUCAAAAGACCGCGACAGACAGAAAAGCAAGGAAAGGAAGCCAGGAGAAAAGGUGGUCAGAAGGAAGAAGAGAAGGAAGGCCAAAGAGGAGGAUCGGGAGAGGAGCGUGGAGAAAGAGCGAGGACACAAAGAUGGGAAGGAGGUGAAAACGAGGGGGAGCAGUAGGAGCAGCAACCAUAAAGCAAAGAAAAGACGACACAGCAGCCCAGAAGCCUCCCAUCACUCUUCAAGAAAAGAGACGCACUCCAGACGCUCCUUUUCAAGUCUGUCUGAAGAAAGACACAGGGAACGGGAAAAGGACAAAGAAAGGGACAGAAAAAGCCACCGAGACAGAGAAAGGGACAGAGAUAGAGGCAGAGACAGAGAUAAAGACAGAGAUCGAGACAGGAACAGGCAUCAGGAUCGCAGCAGCAGUCACAGGAAAGACGAGAGAGUGCGAGAUUCCAGCCCUAGAAGGGGGGAGAGGGAAAGGAAAGGCAAAAGGCACUCCAGCAGCAGAGAACGGGCCCUUUCAAAGAGGUCCAAAAGCAGCAGGGAAAAGAGGGACAGUGAUCGAGACAGGCAGCAUGAACGGGAGCGUCGACGGGAUGGUCGCCCUGUUGUCCCACCGUCUAUUCAAGACCUCAAUGGCUCCGACCUCUUCGCUAUUAAGCGAACCAUUACAGUGACGAGCACCACUACCACCACGGUUCCCGGCUCCCCGAGGCUGGCGGCGGCUGCGGCUUGCCGUCCCAAAGAGGACAGGAAGAGGAGAAAAUGGCAGUCGGCUGGAGACCCGGAGGACCAGGAAGGUGUUCGCAAUCGCAACCGGUCCCGGUCGUUCUCCUCACCGAGGUAUCACGGCUACGAGUCAGACCGCUACUCAGACAAAUUGGAGAUCGACAUGUUGUCUUUGGAUGGAGAAGCUUUGGACUCCGAUUACCCAUCCCUGGAGGAGACGCCUCCUGCUGCUCUGCCUUUAGAACCGCCCGUCCCGAGCCCUAAAGCCAAACCGUCCCCUAAAGCCAGACCGAGUCACCCAAAAAAGAAGGCUCACACAAUAAAGAAGUCCGAUUCCUCUUCGAAUAGAAUAACAGGCAAAUGCCUGUCCUCGCUAACGGUCACUUCGAGUCCUACCUCCAUGGCUCCUGGCCUCUCAUCAGCCAAGAGAGUCAGGAAAGUAGGAAAGGACAAGGUCCGGGAUAAAGGCAGCAGAAAGGAGCUAAUCCGUUCUGGCAAAUCCAAGAAAGAGAGCGGCAGCAGUCGGAAAGGAAAACUUCAGUCUAAAGUGUCUGUGCUGGUGCGAGAGGGAGUGAGCAGUACCACAGGGGCAACAGUCGGUUCUGGGAAACUGAGCAUGGACCUUCUAGGCCCAGGGGGAGCGGGAGGGGGGGCCGGGGGCUCAGUGGUGGGGGGCUCAAUUGCCGUGGUCUUCUGUAGAGACAACGAAAGCAGGUCACCGUUCCUGAAACCGUGCUCAGAGCCGCUGUCGUUAGGUGGCCGAGCUAAAGAUCUGGGCGGUCUGGGAAAACGAAGCAGCCUGGCUGCGCCGCCGUCGUCCUUAACCCGCCCGGCUGGACUGAAAUCUAAGAAAACAAAACCAAGCUCCAUCACCUCCACGUCUUCCUCCGCGUCCUCCCCCUCGUCUUCUCUGGCAACCAAGCGUCGCCGGCGCUUAGCCAAGAAAAACAGUAAGAAAGGUGGGACGGCCGGUGUGGCUGCUGGUGAUGGAAGCCAAACGAAAUCGGCAUCAGAAGGCUGGGGCGGAGCCGGCUUUGAUGCUCCAUCGGCCGUCGGAGACGGGAGCAAAUCGGCCAGUCCACAUGCAGGUCAAGCGGGCCCUCCGCCUUGUUCCUCAUCCUCGUCUUCAACGUCCUCCUCCACCAGUGUUCUCCCGCCCUCCUCCUCUCCACCACACACGCCUCCUCCAUCUAACGCCCCCCUGCGGGACACGAGGGAGUCUUCACCCGACUCUCAGACUGUGGACAGCAGCUGUAAGACACCAGAGCCCACCUUUCUAGCGGAGGAAGGUCCCAGUCAAAACAGCCCCUCUCCGCCAGCUUCCAGCCCAUCCAGUUUGUCCACUCCCCAGGGGGCUGGCCUUGGAAGUACCCUGUCCACACAGACUGGAAAACCCCAACCUCCAGAGGACAUGCCAAAAUCUUUAGCCUCGCCUCCUUGCUCGUCUUCAUCAGCAGGUCUCAACUCCCUUUCGCUCUCUCUCUCUUCAACCGACCCCUCCUCCUCUUCCUCGGUAUCCUCCUCUUCUGCCACCAAGGUGCCGCCGCCUCCUCCUCCGCCUCCGCCAGCAGCGCCUACUUUGCCCUGGAGUCUUCAGACCGGAGUAGACUGUACAACCGGAGGUGUCUUAGCACUGACGGCUCUGCUCUUCAAAAUGGAGGAGGCCAACAUCGCCAGCAGGGCGAAAGCGCAGGAGUUCAUUCAAGCAACCAGUCAGAUCCUGUCCCAAGCCAACCAGAACCAGUCUCAGCAUCAUGUUCCUCCUUCCUCGGCUUCCUCUGCCGUCCAGAUACCUCCACCCCCCACUGUGCCUCCGCCUCCCGGCCUGAGCCCGGCCCAGUUCAUCCUCCACAGCUCUCUCCCAUUGGUGGGAUGCAGUAAAACUCCCCCGUCUCACCUGCACGCGUCCCUAGGAGGGGGAUGCGCACAGACCCCACCCCCCAUGCUGCCCGCGGGGCUGUCAGGCAUGACGGGGAGCUCCGGUGAAGCCGGAUGGGAAAAUGAGAGCAAGGAUUCAGAUAAGUAUCUGAAGAAGCUGCACACCCAGGAGCGGGCGGUGGAGGAGGUGAAGCUGGCCAUCAAACCUUACUACCAGCGCAAAGACAUCAACAAGGAGGAGUAUAAAGACAUCCUCAGGAAAGCUGUGCAUAAGAUCUGCCACAGCCGCACUGGAGAAAUCAACCCGGUCAAAGUCAGCAACCUCGUAAAACUCUAUGUUCAACGCUACAAGUAUUUCCGGAAACACGGCCGCAAAAUGGAUGAGGAGGAGCGGGAAGACAGGGAGCAGGCAGCGCUGCAUUCCUCUGCCUGAGGAGGAAGGUCAGCCAUCCAGCUCAACGUCUGCGCGCUCCACUGACUCCUCCCCUUUAUUUCCAUCGUUUUUUUGAAGCCUACUUUGUCCACGCAUCCAUGCCACCUGCUCCCUCGUCUCUCGUUUUCUCUCUGUAAAUACGUCUCGCAUCCAUGGUGAAUGCAGUGUUCAGGAAGCGGACGCUGCCAGCCGGGAUCAGCUGCAGUCCAGCAUCUCUGGGAAGUCAACACUUUGUUGCCUCUGUCUCCUGGAGGUUUCACAAAAGAGUUGCCGGUCAAAGUGCAACGAAUAACUUUGUUCUGGCUUGGCGACAUUGAAGAGGAGAUGUUCCACCGCUCUGUUCCAGUAAUCUAUGGGGAAACGCUGAAGGAGCCUCCACAGGCAGACACUACCGCAUCUCCUCUCCACGUGUCUGCAUCGCUCUGCGCUGGACAUCCAUUGUAUUGUCUGACUUUUACUGUGUGUAUUGUGUGCAUGUGGUACAGAAGUUGGGGGGAAGUUACUAAAUGUCUUUAUAAAAAUAACUUGAUCCUCAAAUAUAAACAUUGCUUGAGAAUUGC
Fundulus heteroclitus (mummichog) is the source of this 4661-nucleotide messenger RNA. RefSeq names its product SR-related CTD-associated factor 1 (gene scaf1). Gene Ontology annotation, molecular function: RNA polymerase II C-terminal domain binding. The record is from RefSeq and is a predicted model, not a curated record. NCBI's taxonomy places the organism in Eukaryota, Metazoa, Chordata, Actinopteri, Cyprinodontiformes, Fundulidae. The coding region runs from base 1 to 4101 and encodes 1366 amino acids. The transcript has 5 exons.